GAUUUAUUUAUUUCUUCACAUCUAUUUCAAAGUUUCCAAAGCCCAAAUCACAUCCUCAGAAUUUAAUAGUUGUUUGGGUUUUUCCGAUGUUUGUUCGACCAUAAACUAAUAUUCAUUACAUACUCGGGCGUUACUUCGGAAAAGACAAGAAAAAGUUUUGAGGUGUGAUGGCGGUUGAAGUUACUCCGUUUUGGGGAAGUCGUUAUGUUUCCUUCUGAUGGUUUAUAUACGCCUCCUAUGAUGCCGUGACCCACACACAAUGAGCUGGAUUAACCCAUUCAACAAAUUGAUUGCUCCAAACAAAGCAAGACAAACAGGAAAACAAGCUGAUAAUGACUUUGAAAAAGAAUGUGCAAGGUUCUAUCAAUUUUUUUUUCAGGUUUGAAUCAGCCACUAAAAAGGUUUAUAAAGGCAUGAAGCGCUACGGAGAAGCUAUGUUAGCUCUAAAUAAGGCUGAACAAAGGAUUUUCCAAGACCUUGCAUCAGGCCCUCUCGCCCAAACUGAUCUAUUGCAGGAGCCUGUUGAUGAGUUUAGUAAAGUCACUGCAAAGCUUGAUGAAUUAAGACAAGAGCUGGUCUCAAGAAACCAAAAGAUAUUUCUUGACCCUAUGAAAAGACUAAGAAGUGUCUUUCCUAGUGUAAAUGAUGCUAUCAGAGCAAGAGAGCAGAGUUUCAUGGAAUAUGCUAAACACCAAGCAAAAGUAGAAAAAUUAGCAGAAAAAGAGAGAACACCUCAAAACCUGGCCAAACUAGAGCAGGCUGAAAAAGAUCUUGCCAAAGCUAAAGCAGACUAUGAGCGUCAGAAUGCAGUCAUGCUAGAGGAUUUACCUAUGCUGACAAAUGGGCGAGUAGACUACUUUGAACCAUGUUUUGAGGCACUUAUUCUCUCAGAGGCAAGCUAUUAUAGCCAGUCUGCCCAGGCACUAACAAACCUGACGAAUCUGCUGAGCAGGUCAUCGGAGCAACUUAACAUUGAAGAACAGCAAGCCCAACUUGAAAGAAAACUGGCUGAUCUUAAAGCUCUCUCAAUAACAGAAGAUGUUUAAUUUUGGGCACAGCAGCUGGAGGAAUGGAUAGUAACUAUUAAAUCUUGCCGAAUGGAGAGGAUAUGGUGAAAAUAAAAGACAUUCCAAUUACUUCAAAGAAUUUACUGUAUGAUUGCAGUUUUGAAUAUUUUGCACAUAAUUGGGAAAAUGCAGUACCAAUUACAUAAAAGGUCUGUCAAUACAAUCAGUUUAGAUAGAGCUUAAACAUCUAUUUUACGUUUGUUGCUAAGUUUGUAGAAUGCUCACAACUGUAGUAAUGUGGUAGUGUAAUUGACUAAUAAUUGACUCCAGGGAUUUUAAGCAAGAGGCUGAACAGCAAUGUUCUCAAGAUAUACAUGUACAAUGUUCGCAAAAAUAUUUAUUUUUAUAUAUAUUCAAACAAUGAAAAUUAAAUACUAAUAUAUUACACA
Nematostella vectensis (starlet sea anemone) is the source of this 1456-nucleotide messenger RNA. Its product is annotated as bridging integrator 3. Gene Ontology annotation, molecular function: protein domain specific binding; lipid binding. Bases 333 to 1046 code for a protein of 237 amino acids. NCBI's taxonomy places the organism in Eukaryota, Metazoa, Cnidaria, Anthozoa, Actiniaria, Edwardsiidae. The transcript is spliced from 12 exons. Gene Ontology annotation, biological process: actin cortical patch localization; endocytosis; plasma membrane tubulation. Gene Ontology annotation, cellular component: actin cortical patch; cytoplasm. The record is from RefSeq and is a predicted model, not a curated record.